CUUUGGAUUUUUCUUUUUCUAGAGACUUGUCCUGCCAACAGCCAAUAUCAAUGCCCAGAGCCAGAACAUUGGAAAACGGAACUAGGUCUCUCCCUUACAAAACUCUAACCAACGCAACAGAGUAUAAACUCAGUUUACUCAGAACACAAACCAUUCUCGAAUAGAAUUUCAGUUCAGUUUUUCAAUAAAUUCUAGGUUCUUGUCUAUGUGUUCCGGAUAAUUCUCUUCUCUUCCCUUCAUCUCUCAAUCUUAGUUUCCUCUUUGGUCGGGGAGAAAACUGAAGAAAAAAGUUUUAACAUUUUUCUUCUAUCCUUGCACUAUAUUUUCUCAUUUCCCUCUAAUCACAUUAUUCAGCUUCUUUGAAGGAAAAAAAAAAAAAGCAGAAGCAUUGAAAUAGUACCCAAUUGAUCUCAGUAAGCCAACAUUCUCCUUGAAAUUACUUUACUUUUGGUAUUAUCUUAUAAAUUUCCAAGUUUGAAAGGGACGGCUGUGUUUGAUUUAUUGGAUUUGUUUGUUAAGGGUAUAUCUGGUCUUGUAGUUUACUGGGUCGUCGUUUACUUUCAAACUAUUUAUUGAAUGAUAGUACGAUGGCCGAGUCAACCAAAGUAAGGUUGGUUCGGUGUCCAAAGUGUGAGAAUCUCCUUCCAGAACUUGAAGAUUAUUCUGUGUAUCAAUGUGGUGGUUGUGGUGCUGUUCUUCGAUCGAAAAUUAAAAAUCGGGAGGCUGACACUUUAUCUGAGAAGUCGGAAGAAGAGAAGAUUGCAGAAGUUACCACAAAAUCCUCUAAUUCCUCUGAAAAGGAAAUAGCGGACUUGAGUGAUACUUCUGAUACAGAUAAGUCAAAUUCUGGUUCUUUGAGGUGUGAUCAAAGGGUCUCAGAGAAGAAUGAUUUUGAACUUGCUGACAGAUGUACAAAUCAAUCUAAGGUUACUAAUGACAAUUUGGGUGUUGAGCGUGGCCUUGAUGUGAACACGAAGAAAGAUGAAACAGAUAAUGCAAUAGGAAUCCAAAGUAGGAAUCUGAAUUCUCGAAUUGGAUAUACAGGUGGUUCCCAAAGAUCAGGACGGAUGUCAGAUUGGCAAACUGGAGAGAGAAGUGAGGUGGAAGGAUCUCGCAGAACCACCAGAAUUGAUGUUGGAGGUGUAAGGUUUCCGUCUUCAAGUUAUCCUGAUGAGGGCCCGUCAAAUUACCAUUCAGAUUCUUCUUACAGUUACAGGGAGCCAUUAAGGAAUCGUUUUGGUUUGGAUGGGGCUAAUAGAGUUCAGUACCUUCAAAAAGAUCGAGUUGAGCUUCUGAGGAAGCUAGAUGAGCUUAAGGAACAGCUUAGUCGGUCUUGUGACGUGGCAGAUAAACCAAAGGAGAAAGUUCCUGUUGAUGGGAGGAUAGUUCCUCCAGAUCCUUAUGGUGGUUCUGAUUCCUGGCUUCCAAAUGGUUCUUUGGGAUCAGAGAGGUCUUCAAUGCCUCUUUCGGGGCCUGAUAAACAUGUUGCAGGGCCUUCUUAUUUCAAUCAUGGCCCUGAUCCAUUUCCUUAUACAAAUGGCCAUGAAAUGCCUCUGCAUGGUUUACAUCCUUCAAUACAUAACCCAAAUCAUGUUCCUGGGUAUGGGGAUUCCUUUGGAUCCCAAAUGCUCAGGCGAGUGUCCCACCAGCUGCCCAGUCAAUACCAACCACCACCAUCUCAUCCAUACUUUUCGGGACAAUAUGUUGAUACAAAUCAUGAUCGUUUUGAGUCAUACCAGCAAAACACAAUCUUUCACCAGCCUCCCUGCUCUUGUUACCAUUGCUAUGACAAAAAUCAACGGGUUUCAGCUCCAGUUCAACCCACUGCUUUUGGCAACAAACCGACUAAUUCUAUGUUGUACCAUCAUGAGAUUCCAGAGGCAUUUGGUCCACGUGUUCAUAAUUUUAGGGCUGCUGUUCCUCCAUCAAAUUUGCACGGUCCACAAGCCCACACAAGAUGGCCAAGUGACCUUAAUUCCGAAAUGGGUGGUUUUGUUCGCUGCUGUCCUCGGAGGGUGGUUUUAGCCAGUGGUGGCCACCGUUGCCGUCCAAUAGCUGGUGGUGCCCCAUUUUUAAUGUGCAAUAAUUGCUUUGAGCUACUGCAACUGCCCAAAAAAGAAAAGCUUAUGGCUAAAAAUCAGCAAAAAUUGCAGUGUGGAACAUGUUCUUCAAUUAUCAAUUUUGAAGUCAUCGAUAAGAAACUUGUUCUUUCUGCUCAAGCUGAAACAAAACAGACUGCAGCAGAGGUUGAUUAUAGCUCUAGUGAGGCAGUGAAAGACUAUAUUUCACAUUCCCGUGGCCAUUUGGACCACAGUAGAGCUAAUUUCUCUUCUGAUGAUUAUGAUAACUCUGGUUAUGACUUUGAGGCAAUGGAUAGAGAGCCUGUUCCAUUGUCAACAGGCAAAGUUUUGAACUUAGGCAAGCCUCAGGAGAUGCAAAGCUUCCAUUCUUCAUCUCCUAGUACUUCUGGAGAUGAAACUAGUCCAGAGGUUUUAAUUGCUCAAAAAGAGGUCACAAACUCUAUUCAGCAGCCUAUUAAUACCACCCUGUCUCCACCACCUGCUGGUUCACCACUUCAAGAGCAUUUUGAGUAUUCUUCUAAUAAUCAUGCUGUUAAUAGAUUUGGAAAGGGGAACAGAAGUAGUCGCUCUGAUCAAGAGAAAUCGAUACCGAACAUGGUUACCACGAGACAAAAUUCAUUAAAAGAGGCAUCAUUGGCAACUGAGAUGGAGGUAUCAUUAAAUGAGUACUCUAAUACUGUGAUGUCACAAGAUUCAGGGGAUGCAAUCAGAGAAGAUGAUAUGCCUAGAAACAACAAAGGGGGUGAAUCGUUUUUCGCAAAUAUUUUCAAGAAGAGCUUCAAAACCGAAGAGCGUGGCAAAAGUAAUGUUUCUGUGAAUGGGCAUAUUAUACCAGACCGUGUGGUUAAGAAGGCCGAAAAGUUGGCUGGACCAAUUCAUCCUGGACAAUAUUGGUAUGACGUCCGAGGUGGAUUUUGGGGUAUCAUGGGCGGGCCUUGUCUUGGCAUAAUUCUUCCAUUCAUUGAAGAACUCAACUAUCCCAUGCCAGAAAACUGUGCUGGUGGAAAUACUGGAAUUUUUGUCAAUGGAAGAGAACUUAACCAAAAAGAUUUGGAUUUGCUUGCUCGGAGAGGACUUCCAACUGACAGGGAU
Messenger RNA from Pistacia vera, 3173 nucleotides. Its product is annotated as protein ENHANCED DISEASE RESISTANCE 4-like. The transcript has 4 exons. The record is from RefSeq and is a predicted model, not a curated record. Lineage: Eukaryota; Viridiplantae; Streptophyta; Magnoliopsida; Sapindales; Anacardiaceae. Gene Ontology annotation, biological process: regulation of defense response to fungus. The annotation marks the transcript as partial.